AUUGACCAGGCUGCUCUGAUCGUCCGACACCAUUUUCCUGCGGGCACGAGGCGAUGCAGUGCUGAAGACCCACGGCCCCAGCCCAGGGACCUUGCUAGGAUGGGGCCGCCGUGGCUGUGGCUGCUGGAAACAGGGAUCCUGGCCUCUGUCUGUUGUCAGCCCUUUCCCGCCCAUGGAGAUAAGAGUCUCGGGGUGCCUCAAGCCCCCAGGGACCAGCUCUCAGAGCCAGCCCCCGCCUACCAUAAAGUCACACCCGCCAUCACCCACUUUGCUCUGCGAUUGUAUAAGCAGCUGGCAGCAGAAACCCCGGGAAACAUCUUCUUCUCGCCCGUGAGCAUCUCUAGCACCCUGGCCCUGCUCUCUCUUGGGGCCCAAGGGGACACUCCGACUCAGAUCCUGGAGGGCCUCGGCUUCAACCUCACGGAAACCCCGGAAGCUGACAUCCACCGAGGUUUCCAGAGCCUCAUCCACACCCUUAACCGGCCCAGCCCCAAACAUGAACUCAAAGUAGGUAACUCCCUGUUCCUGGACAGGCAGCUAAAGCCUCGGCAGCACUUUCUGGAUGCCAUCAGGGAGCGAUAUGGGGCUUUCGCUUUUUCCGCCAACUUCACAGAUUCUGCCACAACCGGGAGGCAGAUUAACGACUACGUGAGAAAGCAAACGUAUGGGCAGGUGGUGGACUGCCUCCAGGAGUUCACGCGAGACACGCUCAUGGUUCUUGUGAACUACGUCUUCCUCAAAGCUAAGUGGAAGCAUCCUUUCAAUCGCUACCAGACCCAGAAGCAAGAGAGCUUCUCUGUGGACGAGAGGACCUCUCUCCGCAUCCCCAUGAUGCACCAGAAGGAAAUGCACCGGUUCCUCUAUGACCAGGACGUGGCUUGCACCGUCCUCCAGAUAGAAUACAGUGGAAACGCCCAGGCACUGCUGAUCCUCCCUGACCCUGGGAAAAUGGAGCAGGUGGAGGUGGCUCUGCAGCCAGAGACCCUGAGAAAAUGGGGCCAAUUGCUCCUGCCCAGCCUGUUGGACUUGCAUUUGCCAAGGUUUUCCAUUUCUGGAUCAUAUAACCUGGAAGAGAUACUUCCCCACAUUGGUCUCACCAACAUUUUCAACUUAGAAGCUGACUUAUCAGGAAUCACCGGGCAACUCAACAAAACCAUCUCCAGGGUGUCGCACAAGGCAGCCGUUGACAUGAGUGAGCGGGGAACCGAGGCAGGGGCUGCCUCCGGCCUCCUCGCCCAGCCCCAGUCUCUCAAUGCAACCUCGGCCCCACACGCCCAUUUCAACAGGCCUUUCCUGGUGCUCCUUUGGGAGGUGACCACUCAGAGUUUACUCUUCCUGGGAAAAGUCGUCAACCCGGCCGCAGGGUGACCGCGGUGGGAGGCCGGGGGGUGUCUUGUCUCUCCCCCCUCAAACAAACAGGACGGCCAGCACCAGCCUGUAUCACGGGCUGCUGUGAGGACCAGUGUGCAAAGAUGCUAAUAAAGUUGACCUUGGGUUUUGUGAA
Messenger RNA from Equus quagga, 1504 nucleotides. Its product is annotated as serpin A11-like. Gene Ontology annotation, molecular function: serine-type endopeptidase inhibitor activity. The coding region runs from base 100 to 1368 and encodes 422 amino acids. NCBI's taxonomy places the organism in Eukaryota, Metazoa, Chordata, Mammalia, Perissodactyla, Equidae. The record is from RefSeq and is a predicted model, not a curated record. Gene Ontology annotation, biological process: negative regulation of endopeptidase activity. The transcript is spliced from 5 exons.